AUGAUGUGCUUGGGUUUGGUCUCCUUGCAGCUGUUGCUUGCGCCGCAGGCCUUUGCAGAAGCCUCGGUGCCUAUGCUCCGUGGCCUCACGCGCGGCCUCGCCGAGCUUCCCAGCUGUGCAGAGAAGCCCAACUUCCACUUGGCACGUGCUUCCUGGUGUGGAGAGCAGAAGGAGCCCUUGGCCUGCUCCAAGGAUGUGGACAGCCUGAACCCAAUCUGGGACUGCCACCUACAGGCCGAGGCCGGGUGCUCCUUGGGGGGCAGCCCUUGUGCGUGGCCUGAAGGAGGAGCUCCAGCCAGGGAGGUGUCCAGCGACUGGCAGAACCAGAACGCCCAAGGCCAAGCCACGCGCUUCGUCACUUGGAACCUCUACGUCUUCACCUUGGCGGGCCGUAUCCAUCCUGUCGUGGACGAGCUUCUGCGCAUGCAGCCCGAGAUCGCAGCCAUCCCAGAGAUGUGGCACGAGAAGGGUGCCAUCCUGGAUGUGCUCAACCAGAGGUCCGGCAACGUUUGGGCCUUUGCAACAGGAGGAGCCACGGAGCAGUUCAAUGAUGCAGACAUCUUGUUUAGGACUGACAAGUGGGAGCACAUUGCCAGUGACCUCGUUCCGUUCUCGGCAGGCCGUGCCAUUAACUGGGCAGCCUUGAGGCGCAAAUCCGAUGGCUACGCGCUUAUUGCAUCGGGGACACAUCCGCUUUGCUGUCAAGGCGACUACGUCAUUACAGAGGCUGUCGACUUCGUGACCAAGACCCUUAGUCAGGUGCAGAACCGUCAUCCGUACCCAAUCGUCCUCAUGGGAGACUUGAACACAGGCUAUUUCCAGCCUUCGCAGCAGCUUCUGAGACAAGGACAGGUUGAGGCCUUCGGACGCCACUGGCAAAUUCCAAUGACGUUCACAGAUGCAUGGGCCGAGCUUCACCCCGGUAAUCCGGACCCCUCCACGAUCAACGAUGACCCGGUUCGGUUGGACUACGUGUACUUCCAGAAGACGCCGUUUUCCGUGGGCCAGUCCAUCGUGCAGUCCCAGAUAUGGCCACGAGCCGCUGGAAGCGACCACCGGGCGGUCUCCGGGGACGUCGUGCUCAACCGGUGA
This is a messenger RNA of Symbiodinium necroappetens, 1092 nucleotides long. NCBI's taxonomy places the organism in Eukaryota, Dinophyceae, Suessiales, Symbiodiniaceae. The record is from the annotation of a GenBank genome assembly.